AGCAGUGUCAGGAUGAGAUGACCUCAAGUUUGGGCCUGACCACAAAGAAGGCCCUCACUAUCCUGAGAGACCAGCUGUCAGCACUGCUGGAGGGGCAUCAGAAGGAAAGGAAGAAGGUGAUUUCAUGGAAGGAGGUGUGGAGGAGCAGUUUCCUGUACCAUGGUAACCGUUGCUCCUGUUUCCAUUGGCCGGGUGCAUCUCUGAUGCUGCUGGCAGUGCUGCUGCUGUUGUGCUGCUAUGGGAGCCAGCCACACGGGAGCCAAGGUGCUGAGAUUGUGAAUGCCCUGGCACUCCUCCUCCUCCUCCUCCUGAACCUCUUCUUGAUUGGACGACAAGAGAGGCUGAAGCGCAGAGAGGUUGAAAGGAGGCUCCGGACCAUCAUCGACAAGAUAAACGAUACCCUAGAAGAUGGCAAAGAGCCGAAGUGGCCAGACUCCAUGUACCCCGACCUUCACAUGCCUUUUGCCCCAUCCUGGUCCCUCCACUGGGCCUACAGGGAUGGUCAUCUCGUAAACCUACCCGUCAGCCUGUUAGUAGAGGGAGACGUUAUUGCUCUGAGACCGGGGCAGGAGUCUUUUGCUUCUCUGAGAGGGAUUAAGGAUGAUGAACACAUUGUUCUGGAGCCAGGAGACUUGUUCCCCCCUUUCUCUCCUCCACCUUCCCCGAGGGGUGAAGUGAAGAAGGGACCUCAGAAUCCUCAGCUGUAUCGUCUCUUUCGUGUCCUAAAGACCCCAGUGAUUGACAAUGUCAGGUGGUGUCUGGACAUGGCUUUGUCACGUCCCGUGACAGCUCUGGAUAACGAGAGGUUCACAGUGCAGUCAGUGAUGCUGAAGUAUGCCGUCCCUAUUGUAUUGGCUGGCUUCCUGAUCACCAAUGCUGUGCGCUUCAUUUUCUCGGCUCCUGGAAUUGCUUCCUGGCGGUACACUCUUCUUCAGCUGCAGGUGAAUGGCGUGCUGCCCAUCCUUCCACUGCUCUUUCCUGUCCUGUGGGUUCUUGCUACAGCUUGUGGAGAAGCCAAAGUCCUGGCCCAGAUGAGCAUGGCCUCGUCCACCUCGCUGCUGGCUAAGUUUUCAGAGGACACACUCAGCAGCUACACAGAGAUGGUAUCUUCUCAGGAAAUGAUACGUUGUAUCUGGAGCCACUUUCUGUGUGUUUUAAAAGGCAAGUCUCCAACACUCAGCUUCACCUCCAGCUUACUUCACAGCCUGGGAUCCGUCACUGUGCUUUGCUGUGUAGACAAGCAGGGGAUUCUAUCCUGGCCAAAUCCCAGUCCAGAGACUGUUCUGUUCUUCAGUGGGAAGGUGGAAGCCCCUCACGAUAGCCAUGAAGACCUGACGGAUGAACUCUCCACGCGCUCCUUCUGCCACCCAGAGAUGGAUGAGGAGCCCCAUGAGAGGGAUGCUCUGCUCUCUGGUCCCAUGAUGGAUAUGGUCCACAUUGCCAAUGAACAGGAGAGGAACGACUGGUCUAGUGACACUCCAAAAUCUUCUGACGUCCAUGUCCACAGAAAGCCAAACAAUAGAAGCAAGCAUCCAUCGGGGUCCAAUGUGAGCUUCAGCAAAGACACGGAGGGUGGUGAGGAGGAGGCAACCCAGGCUGGCGGUGACACUGAGGGACUGGCCUGUGAGGCUGAAGACUUUGUGUGUGACUAUCACCUCAAAAUGCUCAGCCUGUCCCAGGACCAGCAGAACCCCUCCUGUAUCCAGUUUGACGACUCCAACUGGCAGAUGCACCUAACCUCCCUGAAGCCUCUGGGCUUGAAUGUGCUGCUCAACCUCUGCAAUGCCAGUGUGACAGAGCGCCUAUGCCGCUUCUCUGACCACCUCUGCAACAUUGCCCUCCAGGAGACCCACAGUGCUGUGCUGCCUGUCCAUGUGCCCUGGGGGCUCUGUGAGUUUGCCAGGCUAAUAGGUUUCACACCCGGAGCCAAAGAGCUUUUCAAGCAGGAGAACCACUUGGCUCUGUACCGCCUGCCGACUGACGAGAUGGUGAAGGAGACAGUACUGGGAAAACUCUCUUCCAUCACCAAGAGGAGACCGCCUUUGAGUCACAUGAUCAGCCUUUUUGUUAAGGACACCACCACCAGCACUGAGCAGAUGCUUUCUCACGGGACAGCUGACAUCAUUCUUGAGGCCUGCACAGACUUUUGGGAUGGUGCUGAUAUCUACCCCCUCUCCGGCUCUGACAGGAAGAAAGUGUUGGAUUUCUACCAGCGAGCAUGUCUCUCAGGCUAUUGUUCUGCCUUUGCCUACAAGCCAAUGCACUGUGCCUUGUCCUCCCAGCUCAAUGGCAAGUGCAUAGAACUGGUGCAGGUCCCUGGACAGAGUGCCAUCUUCACAUCCUGUGACCUUCCUGGGACUACACCCAUCAAACAGAGCAGCAGAAGGAACAGCUGGAGCUCUGAUGAAGGGAUCGGGGAAGUGAUGGAGAAGGAGGAUUGUAUCCAGGCUCUGAGUGGUCAGAUCUUCAUGGGAAUGGUCUCAUCCCAGUACCAGGCCCGACUUGACAUCGUCCGCCUCAUUGAUGGGCUGGUCAGUGCCUGCAUUCGUUUUGUCUACUUUUCCCUGGAAGAUGAGCUCAAGAGCAAGGUCUUUGCUGAGAAGAUGGGUCUUGAGACCGGCUGGAACUGCCACAUAUCCUUAACGCCCAACGGAGAUGUGCCCGGGUCAGAGAUUCCUCCCUCCAGUCCCAGCCAUGCAGGUUCUUUGCAUGAUGACCUGAAUCAGGUCUCUCGAGAUGAUGUGGAGGGCCUGCUGCUGAUGGAAGAGGAAGGGCACUUGGAUCUCAUCAGCUUUCAGCCAACAGACAGCGAUAUCCCCAGCUUCUUGGAGGACUGCAACAGGGCCAAACUUCCUCGAGGGAUCCACCAGGUCAGACCUCACCUGCAGAACAUUGACAAUGUGCCUUUGCUGGUGCCCCUCUUUACGGAUUGCACCUCAGAGACCAUGUGCGAGAUGAUCAAGAUCAUGCAGGAGUAUGGAGAGGUGACCUGCUGUCUGGGGAGCUCUGCCAACCUGCGGAACAGCUGCCUCUUCCUGCAGAGUGACAUCAGCAUAGCGUUGGAUCCCCUCUAUCCAUCCCGCUGCUCCUGGGAGACUUUUGGCUAUGCCACAAGCACUAACAUGGCACAAGUCUCAGAUGACCUUACACCUCUGCAGCUCUCAGGCCAGCUCAACAGCUUGCCCUGCUCCUUAUCCUUCCACCAGGAAGAGAGCAUCGGUAUCAUCCGACUUAUAGAACAGGCCAGGCAUGCGACGUACGGGAUCCGCAAGUGUUUCCUCUUCUUGCUGCAGUGCCAGCUGACUCUGGUGGUCAUUCAGUUCCUGUCCUGCCUGGUGCAGCUGCCGCCCAUUCUGAGCACCACGGACAUCCUAUGGCUCUCCUGUUUCUGUUACCCGCUGCUAAGUGUCUCUCUUCUGGGCAAGCCCCCCCACAGCUCCGUCAUGUCCAUGGCAACUGGGAAAAAUUUAACCGCCAUUCCUAAAAAGACUCAGCAUUACUUCCUGCUCUGCUUCCUGCUGAAAUUCAGCCUGACCAUCUGCUCCUGCCUUGUUUGCUUUGGGUUCACGCUGCACGAGUCCUGCAAAGGGAUGAACACUACCAGCCUCAACCUCAGCGCCUGCUCCUCCAUCAUGGUGUACAGCAAUGCUGAUGGUGCCCCUGACUGGUUUGGAAAGUUUUCCAACGCUCUCCUCUUAGCGCAGAAGCUCACAGCUGGUCUGAUUGUUUUGCACACUGUGUUUAUAUCCAUCACCCACGUCCAUCGCACCAAACCGCUGUGGAAGAAAAGCCCCUUCACUAACACAUGGUGGACCCUAACUGUGGGUGUUGUGUUGCUGGGUCAGGUGAUGCAGACGGCUCUGGAUCUGAAGCUGUGGACAAACUUAGACUCUCCAUUAACCUUUAACGAUGUUCACAUCUCCCUGGUCUCAUGGCUCUUGGGUUUCCACUCUCUCAUCCUCGUGGUAAUUGUCAACGAGAUCGUCAAACUCCACGAAAUCCGGGUGCGGGUCCGUUACCAAAAGAGGCAGAAGCUGCAGUUUGAAACCAAACUGGGGAUGAAUUCUCCGUUUUGA
This is a messenger RNA of Emys orbicularis (European pond turtle), 4076 nucleotides long. RefSeq names its product transmembrane protein 94 (gene TMEM94). The record is from RefSeq and is a predicted model, not a curated record. NCBI's taxonomy places the organism in Eukaryota, Metazoa, Chordata, Testudines, Emydidae. The coding region runs from base 18 to 4076 and encodes 1352 amino acids. The transcript is spliced from 31 exons.